AUGCACGAUAGCGGAACUGGAGGCAGUCCGUCCCUCGGAAAUUUUGCCUUCUUUCCAUAUUCCGCCUGUCCUGACGAUGAUGUCGACCAAUGCGUAUUCCCAAAAAAGGAGCGAAAGAUACCCUACGUUGCGGAUUCCGUGGCAGCCAAACCGGGAUACUUCGCAAUCACCCUGUCGAGUGGUGUCAAAGCUGAAAUGACAACGGCUCAGCAUACAUCACUCUUCCGCUUCAAGUUUGCGACCCAGUCUAACAAUGGAACACACCCUCUGUUAUUGCUGGAUUUGACGGACUUGGCCGACUCGCGGCAGGACAAUGCGACCAUCUCUGUUGAUGCCCGUACUGGUAGAAUGACAGGUAGCUCUCGCUUCCUACCCAGCUUCGGAUCUGGCACAUGGACAGGGUACUUCUGCGCAGACUUCAAGGGAGCUGACAUCCAGGAUACGGGCAUCUUCUCCAACAGCCGUGCUAGUCCUUACAUAAAGGACCUGACAGUUUCCCGCUCAAUCAACAAUUACCCUCUGCCCGGGGGAGGCUUCAUCCGUUUCAAGACCAACCCAUCGGAGGGUGUACUUGCCAGAAUCGCGGUCAGUCUGAUCAGCAGCGAGCAAGCUUGCCAAAGCGCUGAGUCGGAGAUCUCUGACUUCGAUUUUGACAAAACUCGCAAGACUGCGGAAAAUGCAUGGAGAGAAAAGCUUUCCCCAAUCACCGUCAACAGCACUGGUGUCGAUCCAUCGCUGGUCACCAAUUUCUACUCGGGUAUCUACCGUACCAUGGUGAACCCACAGAACUACACCGGCGAAAACCCUCUAUGGACAUCAGCAGAACCGUACUUUGAUUCAUUCUACUGUCUUUGGGACAGCUUCCGUUCGCAGCUCCCCUUCUUAACCAUUAUUGACCCUGCAAGUAUGACCCAAAUGAUCCGUUCUCUAAUCGACACAUACGAACAUGAAGGCUGGCUCCCAGAUUGCCGGAUGUCACUCUGCAAAGGCUAUACACAGGGUGGAUCUAAUGCCGACGUAGUACUCACAGACGCCUACAUCAAAGGUCUGGAAGAUGGAAUCGACUGGGCGAAGGGUUACGAAGCCAUGGUCAAAGACGCUGAGGUCGAGCCUUUCGCAUGGUCCAACGAGGGUCGCGGCGGUCUCGACAGCUGGAAAUCGGUCGGCUACAUUCCGACACAAGAUUUCGACUACAAAGGCCACGGAACCAUGACACGCAGUGUAUCUCGCACUCUGGAGUACGCAUACAACGACUUUUGUAUCGCCCAGGUGGCCGCAGGCCUCGGGGACCACGCCACUGAUGUGGAGAAGUACAAGGAGCGCAGCAACAACUGGCAGAACUUGUACAACAAGGAUCAGAAGAGUUCAUUGUUCAAUGGAACUAAUACUGGAUUUACUGGCUUUUUCCAAGGACGCUACCGCAAUGGCACAUGGCAUAAUCAAGACCCACUGUGGUGCUCUACUAUCGAUCCCAACCAGAACCGCGUAUGUUCGCUGCAAAACACUGGCCAGGAGACGUUCGAAAGCAGUCUGUGGGAAUACGGCUUUUACGUCCCAGGUGAUCAGGCCCAAUUGAUCUCUCUCUACGGUGGGCCGGAUAACUUUGUGAAGAGGCUUAAUUAUCUCCACGACCAGAAUAUUACAUACAUUGGUAAUGAGACCUACGCGACUGACUUUCAACAGCCAUCUUUCUUAACAGUGUUCCAAUACCACUACGCCGGCCGUCCAGCUCUCUCAGCUUUGCGCUCACACUUCUACAUCCCCCGCUUCUUCAGCACGAAGAACGACGGACUGCCCGGCAACGACGACUCGGGCGCCAUGGGGUCUUUCGUGGCUAUGUCAAUGAUGGGUCUAUUCCCCAACCCCGGGCAAAACGUGUACCUGAUCACGCCUCCUUUCUUCCCCUCUGUAUCCAUCCGCUCGCCCAUCACCGGCAAGACCGCAACAGUCGUGACUGAGAAUUUCGACGCGAGUUAUGCGUCGAUUUACAUCCAGAAGGCUACUUUGGAUGGCGAGCCGUACACCAAGAAUUGGAUCGAUCAUAGCUUUUUUACAGAGGGCAAGCGCUUGGUGCUGACGCUGGGAGCUACGGAGAGUGCAUGGGGGACGAAGCUGGCGGAUCUGCCGCCUAGUCUGAGUGAAUACACAGGCAAUUCGACCGUCAAUGGAACUCUAGGUGUGCAGCGCUCGAAGCGGUGGGGUGCAGAGUCGCUGGACCUGAAUUCGGGGGUCAUGGGAGGUUGAAGUCGGCAUAGUAGUAUGCGAGAUACCUUGGCGAAUUCAACGAAAGCUUAGCUACGCUCGGCAAACCUGUUA
Messenger RNA from Parastagonospora nodorum SN15, 2316 nucleotides. RefSeq lists its product as hypothetical. Gene Ontology annotation, cellular component: cytosol; nucleus. NCBI's taxonomy places the organism in Eukaryota, Fungi, Ascomycota, Dothideomycetes, Pleosporales, Phaeosphaeriaceae. Gene Ontology annotation, biological process: glycoprotein catabolic process; protein deglycosylation; protein quality control for misfolded or incompletely synthesized proteins. Gene Ontology annotation, molecular function: peptide-N4-(N-acetyl-beta-glucosaminyl)asparagine amidase activity; carbohydrate binding. The coding region runs from base 1 to 2244 and encodes 747 amino acids. The transcript has 3 exons. The record is from RefSeq and is a predicted model, not a curated record.